GGAUGGUGCACUGAAUGACUGGUGCGUUCAGUCGUGCGUCAGACACAGAGGUCCUCCCCUUGUGUUUCUAUGUUACUGCCCCCCUCUCUCGCUCUCGAUCCCCCUCCCUUCCUCUCGUCUCUUCUGGCAUCCCCCAUCCCCCAUCGCUUUAUGUGCUUCCAUACAGCCUGAAAAAUCAACCGGAGGAGGAAACCUUCACACUCGCGGAGAAUAGACCGACCCUCAGCAACCCAGAAGAUCGCUUUAAACCGGGGACACAGACUGGAUCAGGGUGACCCAUCUAAACCGUCUCACUCUGAUUUGCAUAUCCAUUCUUCCUACCUCCUUCAUUUGCCUUUCCUUCACUGAGAAUGGCAAGCGGGCAUUCCACUGACAAAUUCAGUUUUCUGUACCCAACAGACACCAGUCAGAACGUGAAGAGUAAGAACAGGCUGUCUUCCACCAUGAACCCGGUGUACAGUCCAGUGCAGCCGGGAACCCCCUACGGAAACCCCAAGAAUAUGGCAUACGCAGGUUAUCCAGGAGGUUACCCUACGACUGCCCCGACCUACACAGCCAAUCUUUAUCAGACAGGUAGCCCGGGAUACCCACCAGUGCUGCUGGUGAAGCAGGCCUGGCCCCAGACGGCAUCUGCUCCGGGGCCCGCAGAAGGCUCCUAUGACCUGGCUAUGGACGCUGGCUCAGAGAGCAGGCAAUACCAGGCCUCAUCUACAGCAUUCAGAUAUACUGCAGGAACACCUUAUAAAGUGCCCCCUACUCAGACCAAUGGAGCUCCUCCACCCUAUUCCCCGUCUCCUAACCCCUACCAGACGGCCAUGUACCCCAUCAGAAGUGCCUAUCCCCAGCAGAACCUCUAUGCGCAGGGUGCUUAUUACACGCAGCCUGUGUACGCCGCCCAGCCUCAUGUCAUCCACCACACCACCGUGGUCCAGCCCAACAGCAUCCCCUCCGCCAUCUACCCCGCUCCUGUACACGCACCUCGCUCCAAUGGGAUGGCCAUGGGCAUGGUGGCCGGGACAACGAUGGCCAUGUCUGCUGGAACACUGCUGACCACCCCUCAGCACACUCAGAUCGGAGGACACCCCGUCACCGUGCCAACGUACCGACCACAAGGAACACCUGGAUACAGCUACGUUCCACCUCACUGGUAGAGCCCACCUGCCAAUCAUAUCUGGAGUCAAACAUUGUAUGCAACUACUCAAGUCUUACAUCGGCGCUCUGUGCUCAACAGUGAGGCGCCACGUCUGUUUGCAAGAACAAAAGAGAAAAAAAGUGCAAGGGUCACGUGUUUUUGUAAAAGCUGCUUUUUUAUCCUUUUAUUUAAUUUUUAAUUGUUUUAUUAUUUUUCUUCUCAUUUUUUUGGGAUGAUGUUCUUGCAUUAGGUUAUUUUAAUUCUUCAUUGUUCCAUAGUUACUUCUCUAAGAACUCCAGAAUGAUUUCGACCAAUCACGAUCUGUCUUUGUGUUCAGUAUAAACGCUGAUGUGCGUGCAGGAAUGUACCGACGCAAUAUCAGCAACACUCGGAUCAUAAUCAUCCACUUACGCUGCCAAAUUUGAUAAACUUUAGAUAUCAGCACAGGGUUUCGUUUUUUAUUUCAUUUUAUUUAUAUACAGCGGCGUUUCAUUUCAGCCUUCCCAAAGCGCUUGGGAAUCAUUUGAUUUCAUUUAAACUCAAUUCUCCCAUUUCGUUCUGUCAUCGAUAACAAGGGUGUCUUCCAGCUUGUAGCUGUUCAUGUAGAUUUGUAAGGAAUAUAUCAUUAGUAGGGCAGUGCAAACGUGCUUUAACCUUCAUUAGGAUAUCGAGUACAUUCAGUAAUCUUAGUUAUUCACUAAAUAGAGAACGUUUGCGUGAGCUGGUUACUUUAUUAGCUUAUGUGUCAGGAUAGCGUAAGCUUCCAAACUAUAACGUGUAUAUUCGAUUAUAUUAGUGUGCGCGCAUGCGCUCACAGUGAAUAUUGAGGAAAAAAAUCUAUCAGUGGCACUUAGCUGGAGCCUCUGGGUGCGAUGUCGAUCCCGCUGACAUCGAACCCGAUCGAAACGUGUGCCAACUUUGAGGCCAGACAGGACGGACGCUACUCUGACGGAACGAUUAGGAUCGCAUCCCAUGCAAAGGGACUUUAUGGUAUCAUAGGUAGCACUAAAAAACAAAAUAAAAAAAUAAGCGAAUAAAACAAGGGAGGGACGGCGUUCCGGCAUUCAUUUCCAAUCAGCUCCGGCUCGAGAGUGGGUCUAACCCCUGGUCCUCUGUGAAUCCUUGGGCCUUUAGGCCUGUAGUUGCACAGAUUUUAAGCGUAGAAACGGAGUUGUUCAAUGCAAUAAUACGAAGGGCCUGCUUGAAUGGCCUUUAAUUGUAAUUUACCGCAUUUUUAGAGAGAUAAAGAGAAAAUUUUGAUUUCUUAUCCCGAGGCCUCGCCUGUAUCCAUGAAUAGUGUACUCAGAAGUGACGUAUCGAAGUAUUCUAUGAAAUGUUAUCAUACCGAAGCAUUGCACAUUGACAAAUAGACAUAACGUAAUAACCAAUUAUACGGUACACUCUCAUAUUAAAUGAUGUAAUUAAGAAAAUCAAGCAUUUACUCUGCAAACCAUUAGUCUUGGUAAUGUCUCUGGAAGUAAUAUUAUUGUCAGUACAGAACAGUAUCACUCUUUUCGUUGUUUUGUUGGCUAAGCAACCACUAUUUCGAUAUAUAGUACACUCAAAAGUGGGAAGAAGCGAUUUGUCUGAUCUUAUGUGAAAGUCAUAACGUCUAGUAAUGCAUGUGUCAUGCGGGUGAAUGCAGUAUAGUGUAAUCAGAUGGAAACUAUGCCCUCGCAAAGCAUGGUUGCAUCAUGUUGAAUUGCAGCUUAUGGAUUGCUUUUAAUAAUACAUUAACAUUACAGCACAUACCCCUUGGUAGUUUUCGUUGAAGUAAAGGGAGAGAGUGAGGGCGCAGAGUGACUGAAUCUCAUGGGGAAUAUGUAUAUAUAUAUAUAUAUAUAUAUAUAUAUAUAUAUAUAUAUAUAUAUAUAUAUAUAUAUAUAUAUAUAUAUAUAUAUAUAUAUAUAUAUAUAUAUAUAUAUAAUUGCAUAAAUUAAGUGAAGCCUUUUUUUUUGUUGCUUUUUUUUCCUUUUAUUUUCAGAAUAAUUAAUUUCACCACAUAUUGUAAUUCAUGUAAUACUUCCCUUAUUUUUUAUUUAUUAUUGUUUAUUAUUCUAAAUAGAAUUUCUGCAAUAUUGUAAUAGAUUUUUUUUUACAGAUAUUUGCUGUCAACAAAUAUCACCAUGAUGCGUGGAUAAUAUUUCUACAUUUAUAAAGGAAAUUGUCAUGAAAAUAAUAAUAGAAGAAAAAAUCUAAAAUAGGCUUCAUUUUCUUUAUGCAAAAUAUAUGUAUUCUUUUUAGGGUGAAAUACCUAGACAUGCUCUUGACAGGUUUCAUCUGAAAAUGACUGUAACUUCAUUGCAGUAUAAUCAUUUUCCUUUAGUAAGAGCAGAUUUGUUUGGCAAAAGCAGGUAAAGCGAGUCAAAAGUCCUUCAGUGUGUGUAAUAUUUGUGUAACGAUUGAAUUUUAUUCAUGUGAAGUCAUCAAUAAGUAAUGCAAAUGAGUCAAACUGGCUCAUCGGUUAAUUAUUGGAUGAAAUUGCAUAAUUCACAGCAUGUUUUGAUGACAUAUGAUGUCAUUUUUCUGCCCUACUCUUUCCUUUUCUGGUCUUAUACAGUAUUAUAUCAAGCAGUGAACUAUAUUUUCUGUGUGUUUGCCUAAGUUUGCAUCACAAGACUUGAUUGAUGCAAUUAAUCACUGUAGUCGACAUAUGAAACUCAUCUGAAACGCAAGCAGACCGCCGUCAGACCUCUGAGUGACCUUUUACACUGCAACCUGAAUAAAGGGUUUUAAAUCCGAAUAAGAGGACAUUACCAUCAACUCUGACAUGUAAUUUAGGCGCUUUUUCCGUAAGUGUUAUUUAAAGUUUGAACUAAUGAUCGAUGUUCAUUUUUCUUAACUAGGAGAUCUUUAUAGUUGAUCUGGGGUGGAGUGAUACAGUCCAUGUGGUCGAGACAUUUCAGAGCACAAGUCUUCAAAGGGUUUCCUCUUCCUCUUCAUGCAUCUCCCCAAUCUGUCUUUCUCUUCUACUUUUCGGCCAAAUGACACGGAGUACCGAGUUCAGCCAUCUGAAGCUGCGAUUCAAAAAGUGGCAGACUUUUACUCAGCGUUCUGUGAAAAUUAGAUUGUAGCGAAGAUGGUUUACAAUGUUUUAAUGCAGGGUCAUCGUGAAUUCAAAGGGACGGAUCAUCCAAAAAUGAAACGCUGUUUGAAAACAUCUUGUUUUAUGUGAAGUCAAAAUGAUAACUGCACUUACAUUUUUGGAUGAAUUAUUCCUUUAAUCCUGAACACUUGUAUUUUCCCAAUAGCAAGUAACGCUCACCACAAAUUAUUCCAGUGAGGGUUUUUGCUGAAUUUCUCCCAUUCUAAAAUAAAUCCACCUGUCUUCUGUAUGAAAUCAAGUGGUCUUUUCUGGGUGUUGUUUUUUUUUUUUUUUGGUCGUGGUGUGGAAGAGGCUUUUUUUUUUUUCUGUUUGGAUCGUUUUGAUGUUGCUAUUGCAAACCCAUGCACUGUUCUGUUCUUUGGUUUCAGGGCAUCGAUCAAAGGAUUGUUUACUAGCGCCCGUGAUGCAUGCGAUGGGUUAUUAGCUCUAGUGAAGUCAGUGUCACCUCACCAGUAUGUUAAUUAAGGUAUUUCUUAACUAAUCGUGGCACUGGUUUCACGCUCUUGCUGAAAACCUGUGCUAUGUACCAUAGGCUUAAAUGCAAACAAACGAAGGGUUGCUAUUUCACACUAAUGUUUAGGAAAACAGCUUUUUGUGUUUGACCUGUACGGAGAAUAAGACUUCAUUGUUUGCAUCCUAAAUGUAGAGCAAAAAGGGGAAAGUCUUCCAGAAUCUAACUCCCUUCAGUGAGUGUUAAAGAGCCCUUACACCAUAUAGUAUGUAUUAGGCACUACUGCGUGGUUCUGGCAUCGUCAAGAUCUCAUUCCUGCAAGGUUGUGGCAGGUCCGAGCGUGUUUUGGCCAGUGCGGUCCGGACCGUGCCGUUCAACCGUUUGAGCAAGGAGACCCACAUCAGGCUUGUGAAAUGAAGUGUAAAACUGUUUUUAUUAUUUUGGGGUUUUUUAUUGUUUUUGUUUUUGUUUUUGAAGAUCAGUUAGUGAUCUCUGUGACAUAAUUAAGCCAAGUUUGUAAUUGUAUAAUAUUUACUGUAAGAUGUAGAACAUUCAAUAACUAUUAAAAUCUUUCCAAAAAAAUA
Molecule: messenger RNA, 5273 nt
Organism: Carassius gibelio (silver crucian carp)
Lineage: Eukaryota; Metazoa; Chordata; Actinopteri; Cypriniformes; Cyprinidae
Product: protein FAM168A
Exons: 9
Coding region: 351-1151 (266 amino acids)
Biological process (GO): positive regulation of base-excision repair
Source: RefSeq, a predicted model, not a curated record